UAGUCCAUGAAUGAGCUUCAGACCAUUAGAGGGGGCUGCAUGCGCAGAGGCUGCGCACCCGCCUGGGACGCGGAUCGGAGCUAGCUUGUGGACAGAAGAAGUGAGAAGUCUGGACGGGGAGUCCAUAAGUAUUACCCGAGGAUCAGUGUUUUGCAUCAGAAACUUGCUUGUCACAGUUAGCGUUGUCAGAGCUGAGCCCCCUCCAUAAUCCAAGUCCGACAAGAAAAAGUGCUGUUAGCCGGCGGCGGGCGGGUGUAA
Messenger RNA from Amoebophrya sp. A120, 258 nucleotides. The record is from the annotation of a GenBank genome assembly. Lineage: Eukaryota; Dinophyceae; Syndiniales; Amoebophryaceae.